CGAGAAGGGCGUUGAGUGGCUGAGUGGGCACCGUGACGUCACAGGCCGGAGGGUAUAUAAGGGGCAACAGGGGGGACAGAGCCCUCAGUUGUCCCCUCGUCUGGCUGGUGAACGAAAACUCCUCGACACUCAGACAUAAGACAGCGGCGGCGGUAAUGGCGGCAGUAAAGAAUGUGGUGGUGAUGGCGUUAGUGGUGAUGGUGGUGAUGGUGAUGCGAGGCGGUGAGGCAAUACCGUCCAAGGUGGGGAACAGGAUGGUGCCCAGCUGGUGGAUUAAUGCCCGCAGCAAGAGGUCGUGCCAGAAGUGGUCAGACUGCACCGAGGGGGAGUGCUGCGCCCGGCCCAUGCUCGCCACAAAGGCCUACUGCUUCCCCUACAAGACACUGGGGGCCUCAUGCUCUGCCUCGGCCCUGCUGGUAAACAUGGAGAAUGAGGUGUUUCUGGACCACUGCCCGUGUGACGUGCACCUGACCUGCGCCAACCUGUACCUGGGCACCGGCGCGCGGGCCCCGACUAGCGUAUGCGUGGACCCUGACGUGGCCUUUGACCGUACCAACACGGCCGAGACGGAGGCCGUGCACAGACCCCAGCCCUUCCCCAAGCAGGUCAACUUCUAGAGGGUCUACUGCUGCUACUGAUUCUUCUUCUUCUUCUGCUACUACUACUGCUACUACCACUGCUACUGCUACUACUACUACUACUACUACUACUGUUACUUCUACCAUACUUCAUACAUGAUUUAGAUUUCUCUUCUUCCUAUUCAUCCUCCCACUCUCACUACUUUUUCUAUCACUACUAUAUAGCCCUACUGCUACUACUACUACUACUAUUACUUUACUGCUAUUGCUACUGUUGAUGCUGAUGCUUCCUGCUAGUUUCUUUGACGCUGUUAUGGAUUCUGCUGCCUGUGUGUGUGUGUGUGUGUGUGUGUGUGUGUGUCCCUUGUCACACAAGUUUUCUGUAAUAUGUAUCUCUGCUCGUCAGUCAUGUAAGGUCGUCUUUCUUUUUUACUUAAGGAGAUUAUCAGUCAAAAUAUAAUCUUUCCAUUUUAUCAAGUCACUUUAGGCGUGUGGCUGCUUCGGGCAGCUGUGAUGCCAUCUCUCUCUCUCUCUCUCUCUCUCUCUCUCUCUCUCUCUCUCUAAAGAAAAAAAAAUCCAAACAUUAUUUUGUCCUUAGAAAACUAAUUUUUCGUGGAAUUGUAUGGUCUUAUCAUAUAACUAAAUAUGCCCAAAGUAUUUAAAACGUAUUAAGAGGUAGUUCACUAUUUACAAUAUGAGGGAGAGAGUGGCGGUGAUGGUGUGGCAUAUCCGCUAAUCCCGCCAGCCACACGAAACUGAAGAUAAAAUGGAAAGACCUCUCUCUCUCUCUCUCUCUCUCUCUCUCUCUCUCUCUCUCUCUCUCUCAAACUUAUCUACCUCUUAACUAAUACCACCUGUCAAUUUGUCAACAUUCAAAUCACCGUUGUCCCCACCUGCCUGUCGGUCUCUCAGUCUUGUCAAUAAAUCACAACACAACCA
Molecule: messenger RNA, 1517 nt
Organism: Eriocheir sinensis (Chinese mitten crab)
Lineage: Eukaryota; Metazoa; Arthropoda; Malacostraca; Decapoda; Varunidae
Exons: 4
Coding region: 156-617 (153 amino acids)
Biological process (GO): lipid catabolic process; digestion
Cellular component (GO): extracellular region
Molecular function (GO): enzyme activator activity
Source: RefSeq, a predicted model, not a curated record